GCCCAAUCAGCGCUGAGCUCACUCCGGCAGCCCCCUUUAUAAGACCUCCGUCUGCUCUCAGGUUUUUAUUCUUUCGCUGUUCGCACACACACCGAAACUGUAAAAUGGCCAGGACCAAGCAGACCGCCCGUAAAUCCACCGGAGGAAAAGCUCCCAGGAAGCAGCUCGCUACCAAAGCUGCCCGUAAGAGCGCCCCGGCCACCGGCGGAGUGAAGAAGCCUCACCGCUACAGGCCCGGCACCGUGGCCCUCAGAGAGAUCCGUCGCUACCAGAAAUCCACCGAGCUGCUGAUCCGCAAGCUGCCCUUCCAGCGCCUGGUCAGGGAGAUCGCUCAGGACUUCAAGACCGACCUGCGCUUCCAGAGCUCCGCCGUCAUGGCUCUGCAGGAGGCCAGCGAGGCUUACCUGGUCGGCCUGUUCGAGGACACCAACCUGUGCGCCAUCCACGCCAAGAGGGUCACCAUCAUGCCCAAAGACAUCCAGCUGGCCCGCCGCAUCCGCGGAGAGAGGGCUUAAACUGACCUGAGAUCAGUGUUAAAACACAACGGCUCUUUUAAGAGCCACAAACAUCCUCACGGAGCAACAGGUCCUUUAACGUAUUCAUUUCCUUCUAGAUGAAACCUGUUUAUAGUCCAUUUGCCCGCACAGCCCGCUCCAUACUGUGAUAACACUGAGUUUAGGUCCUGCGUGUAUCUGCAGCCUGAACUGUUUUAUUCACCAUCA
This is a messenger RNA of Archocentrus centrarchus (flier cichlid), 722 nucleotides long. Its product is annotated as histone H3. Gene Ontology annotation, cellular component: nucleosome. Lineage: Eukaryota; Metazoa; Chordata; Actinopteri; Cichliformes; Cichlidae. The transcript has a single exon. Bases 105 to 515 code for a protein of 136 amino acids. Gene Ontology annotation, molecular function: structural constituent of chromatin; protein heterodimerization activity; DNA binding. The record is from RefSeq and is a predicted model, not a curated record.